Molecule: messenger RNA, 1044 nt
Organism: Varanus komodoensis (Komodo dragon)
Lineage: Eukaryota; Metazoa; Chordata; Lepidosauria; Squamata; Varanidae
Gene: GPR139
Product: G protein-coupled receptor 139
Exons: 2
Coding region: 1-1044 (347 amino acids)
Biological process (GO): G protein-coupled receptor signaling pathway
Cellular component (GO): membrane
Molecular function (GO): neuropeptide receptor activity
Source: RefSeq, a predicted model, not a curated record
AUGGAGCAAGAUUACAUCCACACGCACAACAGCACCUCCCUGCAAGGCUGUGGCUUGGGUUAUGUGCCAGUCGUCUACUACAGUUUGCUGCUCUGCCUGGGGCUGCCAGCUAACAUUUUGACAGUCAUCAUCCUUUCCCAGUUGGUUGCUCGCCGGCAAAAGUCCUCCUACAAUUACCUUUUAGCACUGGCUGCUGCUGAUUUGCUGGUGCUAUUCUUCAUUGUCUUUGUCGACUUCUUGUUGGAAGACUUCAUCUUGAAACAGCAGAUGCCAGAAAUCUUGGACAAAAUCAUCGAGGUCUUGGAAUUUUCUUCCAUUCACACCUCCAUUUGGAUUACGGUGCCUCUUACCAUUGACCGGUACAUAGCUGUCUGCCACCCCCUUAAAUAUCACAUGGUUUCCUACCCAGCUCGUACGCGGAAAGUCAUCGUAAGUGUCUAUAUCAUUUGCUUUCUGACCAGUAUCCCAUAUUAUUGGUGGCCCAACAUUUGGAAGGAGGACUACACAAGUACCCUGGUGCAUCAUGUCCUCAUCUGGAUCCAUUGUUUCACCAUCUACUUGGUACCCUGCUCCAUUUUCUUCAUCUUGAAUUCAAUCAUCGUCUACAAACUUCGACAGAAGUGCAAUUUCCGGCUGCGGGGGUAUUCCACGGGGAAAACGACGGCCAUCUUGUUUUCCAUUACCUCCAUUUUUGCCAUACUGUGGGCCCCGAGGAUUAUCAUGAUCCUGUACCACCUUUACGUCUCACCGAUACACAACAGCUGGUCUGUCCACAUCGUUUCUGACGUGGCCAACAUGCUGGCGCUCUUAAACACUGCCAUCAAUUUCUUCCUGUACUGUUUCAUUAGCAAGCGGUUCCGCACCAUGGCCGCCGCAACCCUCAAGGCCUUCUUUAAGUGCCAGAAACAGCCUGUGCAGUUUUACACAAACCAUAACUUCUCCAUAACAAGCAGUCCUUGGAUAUCGCCUGCCAACUCUCACUGUAUCAAAAUGCUCGUUUACCAAUAUGAUAAGAACGGAAAGCCUAUAAAGAUAUCACCCUGA